Messenger RNA from Chelonus insularis, 926 nucleotides. It is a transcript of the gene Alg13, whose product is annotated as Alg13 UDP-N-acetylglucosaminyltransferase subunit. Gene Ontology annotation, biological process: dolichol-linked oligosaccharide biosynthetic process. The record is from RefSeq and is a predicted model, not a curated record. Lineage: Eukaryota; Metazoa; Arthropoda; Insecta; Hymenoptera; Braconidae. The transcript is spliced from 3 exons. The coding region runs from base 284 to 787 and encodes 167 amino acids. Gene Ontology annotation, molecular function: hexosyltransferase activity.
CUCGCCAUGUUCACAGGGUAGACAUUUAAGUCUACCAACAUAAUAAAACAAAAAUCUUCAAAUCUCUACUUUAUCGACCCGGCAAUUUUGUGUGGGCUUUCUAUUCAUCUCAAAUUGUAAUUUUACUUGAAAGUGUCUAAUUGAAAUAAUAUUAAUUUAAAAAACUUAUAUGUAUUCACAAAUAAUUAUCAAAAAUAUACUUAAAUGUUAAACAAUCUAAAGAAUCAUUUAAUUCAAUCAUGAAAUGAUUUGAAAGAUAUUGAGGUUAACUAGAAAUAUAAAAAUGAAAUCAUCAAUAGUUUUUGUUACUGUGGGAACAACAAAAUUUGAUAAAUUAAUUAAAACUAUUCUGUGUGAUGAUAUAUUGAAUGAAUUAAAUAAAAGAGGAUAUAAUCAUUUGAUAUUACAAAUUGGGAAUACUACCAUAGAACCUGAUUGUACUCCUCGAUGUGGUUUUACUGCCAUUGAAGUAUUCAAACUAAAACCAUCACUCGAACAAUAUAUGACUUCUGCUGAUUUAGUUAUUAGUCAUGCUGGUGCAGGGAGUUGUUUAGAAGCCUUGGAGGCAAAAAAACCUUUGAUUGUUGUAAUAAAUGAUCUAUUAAUGGAUAACCAUCAAUAUGAGCUAGCUGAACAGUUGUGUAAAGAUAAUCAUUUAUAUCAAUGUACAUGUGACACACUUCUAGAGCUUCUAAAGACUAUGGAUUUAUCAAAGCUCCAACCAUUCAUAAAUAAUAGAAGUAAAGAAAUAGCUCAAAUUAUAGAUCACAUAUUGGGAUAUUCGUAGGUUUAUUUAUUUCUUCAACGUUACUUACAAUAAGCGCAUUGUUAUUUAAUAACAGUACAUAGAAAUAUGCUCUGUGGAUGAUUGAGUAGUUUGUGGCAAAAUCAAUUAAAAAUUGAUGUAAUAUUUUUGUAAAAUUAAG